Messenger RNA from Gambusia affinis (western mosquitofish), 2745 nucleotides. RefSeq names its product alpha-(1,3)-fucosyltransferase 4-like. The transcript has a single exon. NCBI's taxonomy places the organism in Eukaryota, Metazoa, Chordata, Actinopteri, Cyprinodontiformes, Poeciliidae. Gene Ontology annotation, molecular function: alpha-(1->3)-fucosyltransferase activity. The record is from RefSeq and is a predicted model, not a curated record. Gene Ontology annotation, cellular component: membrane. The coding region runs from base 1212 to 2345 and encodes 377 amino acids.
CUGGAGGCAACGGUACUGGUUUUAUUUAAGGGUAUCAGAGAAAUGAGUCCUGAUUACUAAUGUUCACAACACUUUUACUCUUUGCGUUGCUGUAGCACAUCGAGGCGUCUGACUGUAACGUGCCAGGAAGGGUAAAAGUUCAGCUGCUGUGAAGAUUUGAGCCGGUUUUACAGGCACAUCGCGUUCUGACGAGGCUCGUUUGCCAGGCGAAACCACCUUUAAAAACUAACAACCCCUAGGCAGGUAAUAAACUCCACGCCUUUGUAGUAAAAAUAUCUCUAUGACGUACUAUUUAUGUACUAAAUGUGUUAGCUGUUAACAUGAAAUCAUCACGAUUAAUAUAAUUUGGGCUUGAAAAUUCCAGCUUGAGCGUAUUUAAUCUACAUAGUGUGCUUCCAUUAGUGAACUGUUGGAGGAAGACGAUUGCCUUUCCAAUAAUGUUCUGAUUUAUUGAUGUUCAUUUUAAAAAAUAUCAACCUGCUAAGACAACUUUUAAAGCAGGCUGAGGGUUUCAGCCUGCUUUUACCUGCAUGUUUUAUUAUUAUUCAAUGUUUUUUGUUUUCGCCAAAGGUCUUAACUUAAUAUCUUUACUUAAGAUAUGAGAUGCAAUCUGCUGGGUUUCCUUAGAAACUUUUUAAACUACUUUGAAUGAUCAAUUACUGCACUGUUUGAUAACUACAAUCAACAGGAAUGUAUGUAAGAUCGAAUUGAACUGAUUCCUUUUUUUUUUUUUUUUUUUUUUUGGUAAAGUGCCUAGAGACGAUAUUUGCUGUGAAUCGGUGCUAUAUGAAUAGAUAAACUGUAUCGAAUUAGAUUAUUUUUUUUUUUUUAACGAGUGAUGAUUUGCUUAUUUCAGCAGCCUUCUGGGUCAAGGUGUUUAUCCAACCCGCCCUCAGUCCCUCCAACAGUAAACAGGCCUCACAAGAGGCCCAUUCAGCAGCAACUGGCAACCCUACCGACACUGCCACGUCUAAGCGUCGGUGUGUACAGCCAGCCGUGGGGUUAACGCUUCUCAUUUCACUUCAAAUGAUCCACAAGCGAGAGACUUGUGGAUCAUUAUUUGUUAUUUUAUCUCAGCUCGCGCACCUGGACGACAGGCCAAAGGUGUUCGGUUCAGGGUGUGCCAGCCUGCGCACUGUAAAAUGUAACUUCCCCAUAGGCAUAUUAUUCCGUAUGAGGGGAAGCGGGGAUCUGCGGGGUGAGGGGAGUCCAUGGGACUUCGGGUUGCUUGGAGACAAGCGGGCCCCUUUCCCAGAGCAUCCCGGAGGACAGGUGUCCGGACAUUAUCUUUGGAAGUUGUCCUGAAAAGGCCCCGGCUGUGUGUGUGCGCGGCCGCCGCGGGCUUCCUGCUCCUCCUGUCGGCCUGUGCACGGUACCUGCCGGACCAGGCCGCCCCGCAGCAGCAGCAGCCGCCCGAGGUGACGCUCCUGAUCUGGACGCAUCCCUUCGGGGAGUACCGCGAACUUCCGGACUGCCUGCAGCUUUAUCAGAUCCGCGGGUGCAACCUCACGGACGACCCAUGGGCGUACCCGCAGGCCGACGCCGUGAUCAUCCACCAUCGGGAGAUCGCCAGCGGUGACGCGUAUCUCCCACCGGAGCCGCGGCCCGACGCGCAGAAAUGGAUAUGGAUGAACUACGAGUCCCCCACGCACACGUUCGAGCUGUGGCUCAUGGAGGGCGUCUUCAACCUCACCCUGACCUACCGGACGGACUCGGAUAUUUUCCUGCCUUACGGCUAUCUGGUCCCGCGGGCGCGCGCAGCGGACGGGGCUCCUGCUGGCGGCCAGCUCUCACUCUCAAGACACGCGCGUAAGCGCUUUGUGGCCUGGGUGAUCAGCAACUGGUCGGAGACCCACGCCCGAGUGGGCUUCUACCGGCAGCUCCGCGAGUUCAUCCGAGUGGACGUGUUCGGGCGCGCCGGGCGGCCGCUGCAGGCGGGCGGCGACAGCGUGGUGCGGCUGCUGCGGCGCUACAUCUUCUACUUGGCGCUGGAGAACUCGCAGCACACCGACUACGUCACGGAGAAGCUGUGGAACGCGGUGCUGGCCGGGGCGGUUCCGGUGGUCCUGGGACCGUCAAGGCAGAACUACGAGCGCUUCCUGCCGGCGGAGGCGUUCAUCCACGUGGAGGACUUCCCCACCGUGAAGGAGCUGGCCCGGUACCUGCUGGCUCUGAGGGGAGACCCGGCCCGGCUGAGGCGGCGGCACCUGGACUGGAGGAGGAGCUACAGCCUGAGGCAGCCGAGGUUCUGGAUGGAGCACUACUGUGCAGCCUGCAGGGCGGUGAGGAGGAACAGAGGACGGACUCAGACGGUGACGGGCCUGAGGAGGUGGUUUCACUCAUGAGAACAACGAUUCACUUUUAAUUUAUAGAUGAGAACGUUCUGGGAGUUCCCCUGGAUUUUGCUUCUGAGGAUUCGUCACUCAUUUUCACAUCAGUGUUUAUUGUUUUUAAGUGCACUCGCUCAUUUGACGGUUUAAUUCCAUGAAGUGAGCAGUCACCAAUUUUAAAACAAGCCAUAAACAUUGCAUUUGAUCAAAUCACCAAAUACACAUCAAACAUGUUGAUCAACGCUCUACUCACUACUAAUCAAAAGCAUCUUUGACUGGUAGGAACUCUGUGUUUCGACAUCUUUGCACUUCUCUGGAAGUUUGUUUCUGGAUUUGUGGUGCGCAGAAACUAAAUGCUGCUUCUCCGUGUUUGGUUACGUCUCAAGUCCGAUCUAUACGAUAUUCAAGCGUUUUU